This is a messenger RNA of Endocarpon pusillum Z07020, 1638 nucleotides long. RefSeq lists its product as uncharacterized. The transcript has 6 exons. The record is from RefSeq and is a predicted model, not a curated record. Lineage: Eukaryota; Fungi; Ascomycota; Eurotiomycetes; Verrucariales; Verrucariaceae. Gene Ontology annotation, molecular function: oxidoreductase activity. Bases 1 to 1638 code for a protein of 545 amino acids.
AUGCUCGCCAAUGGCACCGCCGCAGGAGGUCAACUCACCACUACCACGGAUGUGGAAAACUACCCGGGCUUCCCCAAGGGCAUUAGUGGCCCAGAACUCAUGGAUCAGAUGCGCGCCCAGUCCGAACGGUUCGGCACUCAGAUCAUUACCGAGACCGUAUCUAAACUGGACCUGAGGGAGAGGCCGUUCAGGUUGUGGCGGGAAGAUGAGGACGGGGAGGAAGAUCAACCAGCGCAUACAGCGGAUGCGGUGAUUGUAGCUACGGGAGCGAAUGCACGACGGUUAGGCCUACCCGGCGAGGAGACAUAUUGGCAGAAUGGGAUUUCAGCUUGUGCCGUCUGUGACGGAGCGGUACCAAUAUUCCGGAAUAAACCACUUGUCGUCAUCGGCGGAGGGGACUCGGCAGCCGAGGAAGCAAUGUUCCUCACGAAAUACGGAAGCAAGGUCAUCGUGCUGGUAAGAAGAGAUGUGCUGAGAGCAAGCAAGACAAUGGCAAAGAGAUUACUAGCCAAUCCGAAAGUGGAGGUCCGGUUUAACAGCGUAGCAGUGGAAGUACACGGCGAGCAGAAACCAAGGGGUCUCAUGACUCACCUCCGCGUCAAAGACGUUAAAACGGGCCAAGAAGACACCCUCGACGCCAACGGUCUCUUCUACGCCGUUGGCCAUGAGCCGGCCACCCAGCUUGUCAAGGGCCAGCUCGACAUCGAUGAGGAUGGCUACGUGGUGACGAAGCCGGGGACGAGUUAUACCAGUAUACCCGGCGUGUUUGCGGCGGGGGACGUGCAGGACAAGAGGUAUAGACAGGCUAUCACAAGUGCAGGGUCGGGUUGUAUUGCGGCGUUGGAGGCGGAGAAGUACUUGGCCGAGUUGGAAGAUGAUGAUGGUGCGACAGGAAUUGAGAAAGAGAAGGAGGCUAAGAAGGGGGAUGUGGAAGUCAAUGGGGCGGAGAAUGUGCCGGAGUAUAGGAGUGCGCCCUCAUUGCAACUUGAAUCUCAGCUCACCCAAGGCUUAUGUUACAUUUCCUUCGAUCCUUCCAUGCGGAUGCUCAACCCCAUGAAGAACACCACGACUGAUAACGACGACAAGAAAUUCUCACCUUCUCCCUUCCACUCGACUAAUUUAGUCAAAAAAAAAACCAAGGAAAGAAAGCAAUGCCUAGACUCCACAGAGGUCGUCGACGCGCCAGAUCUCCAACGAGACGGUUUGGUCGCAUCGAUCAGCCUUUCUUUCUUCGACGUUGUUUCGUGGUGCCGGAAGAAUUGCCCUGAGAAACUGGCUGGACAUCUGGGAGAUGGGAUUACUCUUGCAGAGGUGACGAAGCCGGCACGUACGAGUGAGACUGGUAGGAGGUUCUGGGGCCGCGAUGACAAGUGUCAGGUUAGGAGGGGAAGGGUGCGGGCUUUGAGGCGGCCUUGCCGUAGAGAUGAGAUUCUUAUUGGGCUUCGGACCCUGCUGGCUGGGAUGGCGGGGGUGGACGAUCUGAAGGGGAGGGAGAGGAAGAGGGUAAAUGCAAUGGGUCUGCAGGUCAAAAAAGGCCAUUCCAAUGAAAAGCCUGAGGAAGUUGCUGCCGCUGAUGAAAUUGAGAUUGCACAAGGAAUACAACGGCUUCAGUUGGGUCAAGUGAUGUCCUGGGCAUGA